AUGGGUGAUUUUUUACCAAUUUGUUUAAGCGAUCAUUUUUAUCAUGAUGUGAUUUCUUCUUGUUCUGUCAUGGGUGAUUGUGCUGGUUGUUUUCAUUCUCUGAACUAUUGCGUUAUUAGCCUCAUACCCUGCAGAUUGUCCAAGUAUCGAGCGUCUUUCAAGUUAAAUCGGUCAUUGAAGUGGUUUGUAAGGCUUGUUCUUCGUUUUGAUGGGCGCGAUUUUCGUUCUAAUGGAGCUGGUAAUACUUCCAAGAUUGCCCUGAAUCGAGCUUCUUUUUCGCUUUUUAAAACAUUAAAUGUUUAUAAUCAUCUAAAGCCUCCUCAUCUUAUUGGAAUGCCAAACCUCCGAGGUCACUGUUUCGCAACUUCGGUAUUAAUUCCUCUUUUCAAUAGCUCAGCAUUCACUCAAAUGCUUUCCGCCGAGGGUUUUCGAUUAUGCUCAUUAAUUAAUCACCAUGGAAUUAGGCGACCAACUUUGCGCGAUGUGAUCAUCUCACAGUCCCCUAAUUCUCUUUUUUGGACCCAGGCUUUAUAUGAGCUUUAUCGCCUUUAUCUUAAGUUCAGUUUCAAAGGUUCCCUGAUUUGUAAUAAUAUUCAUCCUGGUUUGGUUGAGGGAUUUUUGAAGCCAUCAUUGGACAAGCCUUUGAAUGAUUUACGGAUGGAUCACCGCUUCAUCCUCUUAAUACGUCAUUUAGCUGAGUUUUCUAAUCCAGAAUAUUUCAAACCAGAAGGACGCGAAGAGGUUUUUUUAGCUGAUCUAUUUACUAAUCUUUGCAGUGAGUGGAAUGAUUUUGCUGAGAAGUUCACCACUAUCGUCGUGGUCCCUACAAAGUGUGCCAGUUGUAAUCUCGUUGACCUUAAUCAUCCUGUUUUUGUUCCUUAUAUUCCCAUUCUUGGGUUUCGCCUUGAUUUUGAGUCAAUCGAUCUGACCACUUAUGUUUAUUGGCCUAAUCAUUGGGCACCUUAUUUCUUAAAGGGCUGUACAAAUCGUAUCAGUGGUAAUAUUUGUGGUGGUAAACUUGAGGUCUCAGGAGAUUUCAAGGUUUUGAGUUUUCCUGAUGUUCUGAUUUUCCGUUGCCCAGGGCCCAGUCAGCACUAUCGACUUUCUAUUCCAAUGUUGGAUGAUUUAUCUUUCCUUUUCAAUGAAAAGGAUUUUAUUUAUUCAAGGAUUGGUUAUUCAUGUGAUUUCCCUUGCUUCAAAAGCUCUUCAGGGUUUGAUUAUGAGGAUAUUUAUCACCGUCCUGAGCCAGGCGAUGUUGAGAAUGGUUGGCACUCAACGUGUCAUAUACAUACAACUACUGGUUGGCUCGAGCAAAAUAAUGGAUCUAUUUCUGAAUGUCCAGUUGAUUUAACCGAAAGUUAUACUGAGACAAGUUUGAUCUUUUACGAGCUGAAAAAUUUAUCUUCAUUUCCUCUUAAGCCGUUGACCAAUUAAGUUCAGAGUUUGUGU
Messenger RNA from Panonychus citri (citrus red mite), 1449 nucleotides. RefSeq lists its product as uncharacterized. The transcript has 2 exons. The coding region runs from base 1 to 1434 and encodes 477 amino acids. The record is from RefSeq and is a predicted model, not a curated record. NCBI's taxonomy places the organism in Eukaryota, Metazoa, Arthropoda, Arachnida, Trombidiformes, Tetranychidae.